AUGAGUGGAGGAAGAAAGUUCGAUAGCAAAAAGUAUAAGGAUCUCCGGGAUUUUAAGAGCAAGGAAAUAAAGCGUUCCUUGGUUCAUAGGGCCCGGUUGAGAAAGAACUACUUUAAACUAAUAGAAAAAGAAGGAGGUAGACCCUCUACGGAUCCAGUCGAUGAGCUCAAAAAAGAACCUACUAAAGGUGAAAACACUCACAGAGAAACCAAAGGCCCCCGUCAUGAAAGAAACGACGUUAAGAAGAGCAACUUGACGUAUUAUGAAAAAUCCCAAUUGAUCAAACAAAGGAAAGAAGAGAAGAGACAAGCGAUUCUCCAGGACGUGAGAGAAAGAAGAGAUAAAAUAGAGAAGUCAAAUCAACAAAGAGACAGGAUGAAGGAAAAAUUGUCCCAGAAAACGAAGCACGGACAACCUCUUAUGGGCCCCAGAAUAAAUAACUUGUUGGAUAAGAUUAAGAAAGAUAUGAGCUAA
Yamadazyma tenuis ATCC 10573 is the source of this 474-nucleotide messenger RNA. RefSeq names its product Fyv5p (gene FYV5). The record is from RefSeq and is a predicted model, not a curated record. NCBI's taxonomy places the organism in Eukaryota, Fungi, Ascomycota, Pichiomycetes, Serinales, Debaryomycetaceae. Gene Ontology annotation, cellular component: nucleus.